CUCCCUUUAAAAGUGGAUGUUAAUGAAAUGCGGGUUUUGGGGGUUAAAUUCGAUGCAGAAGGUUUGGGCGGCGGGAACUGGGAGGACAUUUUUAAGAAAAUACAAAGAAAGGGCAGGGAGCCUACGUGUCCAGUGAGAGGGCUGGCACUAGGCCAAGCAGGAAAGAUUUGGAAGGAGGUGGCCCACCCGGACCUGCUGAACCGCCAUCGGGACCUGGCCUGGCAGGUGGCGCACGGGGUCCUCCCUGUACGAGCAGUAAUGCACAGAAGAGGGAUGUCAAGAAUUGCAGUGUGCCCUAGAGAUGGCUGUGGCUAUGAAGAGCCAGUGCGGCACCUCCUGUGGGACUGUGAGGCGGCCCAGGCCCUCUGGAAGGAGGUGUGCCCUCUGCUCCAGCACCUGCACCUGCACCCAGGGAUAACACUGCCAGCUGGUCUUAUAUGGGACAAAAGGAAAAAUAAAAGCAAAUGCGUGGACUCAAGCAUGGCAGGUGGUGAACUGCACAGAAGAGGCCCUGUGGAAGGCAAGAUGCCUGCUGGUGCUGGAGGACAAAUUACUGAAGAAGGAACAAAUGAAGAGGGUGGCCUGGGCCGCAGUAAAAGAAUACAUGUUCCGAGACGGUCGACGGAAGGAGGAUUAGACUGCUCAGGUCCAGGACUCCCAUUAUGAUGGGACAGCAGGUAAGGAGUGAAGGCAGUUGUUUAAAGACACGUCCUGCCCUGCACGAAAGCAUAGUGUCUAAUUUUAUUGGGAUUGCUUUUAAAAUGUAUGUAAAAUAAAUUUAUUGGAAUGGGAUGGAGUUUUGGAAGAUUUUGGAGUGUGUUGUGCAUGGAAAAUGGUUUGUGUUUUUAAAAUAUAAUGUUUUAUUUGGAAUUUGUAGAAAUUGAGUACAUUUAGAUUGUCAUCAAUUUUAAAU
Messenger RNA from Anguilla anguilla (European eel), 913 nucleotides. RefSeq lists its product as uncharacterized. The record is from RefSeq and is a predicted model, not a curated record. Lineage: Eukaryota; Metazoa; Chordata; Actinopteri; Anguilliformes; Anguillidae. The transcript is spliced from 2 exons. The coding region runs from base 28 to 666 and encodes 212 amino acids.